AUGUUCAGUCAUACCGUUGACAUCAAGCGUCCGGAGCAGAAAUGGACUCCUCUCCAGCUGUUGCCCGCGGUGGGAAAAUCCGACCAUCCUGAGCUGAUGCAGCACCUAGCGCGAUUGAGGCAAGAAAUCGCAGACCUUCGUGACUACAGCGAACGUGUAACAAAGGAACUACGUGCUUUGCAACUGAAGCAGGACUCGGAUCUUCCUCGAACAGCCGCUGAACGCCCCAUCGACACGAACACAGCACCCGAAGUCUUCCAUAUUGAAGCUGAAAAGAGUGUGCGAGGGGUAGAACGCUUCAACGAUAUCCCUUUACCUGCUUGGACAUUGGACAUGCAGCUUAUGUGUCCGCUCAUAUCUGCUUACGAUACAAGACUUAAGGACCAACAGGCUCUUUUAGACAGGCGGGAAACAGAUGUCAAAGCUCUGGCUGAAAAUGUCAUGACGCUGACAAAAGAAAACGAAGCGCUGAGAAACGACGUGCGAAGCAAAGCUUCUCAGCUUCAAGCGCUGUUCGCUGGGGAUGGAGAGGGGAACAGCGACGGGAAACCUGGGGGGAAAAGUAUUGUUGCAUUACUGCACGAAAAAGACGAACUUGAGGAAUUACACAACGUAACGAAGGAGCAAAAUGAAGUACUGCUGAAGCAAAAUCACCUUAUGAAAUGUCAUGUCGAGCAAUGCGAACAAACCAUGGAACUUCUGCGUUCUCAGGUUGUAGAGGCGGAGGAGCAAGAAGCCGCAGCCAGCGAAACACUGCGUCACAAUAAAGCCUUGGAGCAGUUGCUUAAUGAGGCAAAGAUUCAGCUGGAGGAGCUCCUCGAAGAAAGAGACAGCUUGCAGGCUAGUAAGGAACAUCAAGAGAGGGAGCUAAGUACGCUUAGGUCGAAGUGCUCUCAACUGGAGGAUCAGACCGCAAUGCUGCAGCAGCAAUUAAACAAGGAACGCCAGAUAGCGCAGGAAGCCGAGGAAGCAUCAAAGUCCAGAGAGGCAGAAAAACAAUUACAGGUUCAGGCCCUCGAGAAUCAGCUCACAGAUAUGCAGGAUAACUUUGUGCAGUUGUCUCAUGAAAACGAGGAUGCGGAUCGGGAGACACAGAAGGCUCGAGAGAUCAUUGACUACUUAGAGGAGAAGGCGAGUGCCUUAGAACAAGAAAAUGAGCAAGUGAAGAACAGCCUUUCAGAACUCAACCAGAAAUAUCAAGAACUGGCGAUUGAAAAGGAAAAACUUUCAGCGUCAGCAAAAGUGGUCAAGAAUCAACUCGACAAAAUCCGGGAGCAACAUGCGAGCGAGCUUGUCCUUCAGAGAAGCUUGAUGGAUGACCGCUUCGAAGGAGCCACGAACCAGCUUCAGCAGCAGGUAGAGCAACUGAGACAACGAACUCAGGAUUUGGCAACAACAAAUUCGGAUCUGACUCUGCGAACAGAAGCAGCGGAGCGUCGAUGUAAGAUUUCUGAUGCUGCAGCAACUCAGGCGCAACAAGAGCUUCGCUCCGCUUCCAGGUCUCAUCAGGCUCUUGUUCAGCAGCUUCAGCAGACGAAGAUAAGCCUCGAAAAAGAAAGGGAUAAGCUUCGUGAGGAAGUAGACGCUUUGAAAGUGACAACUGCAGACACAGUAUCAGCAGCAGUGAAUGAAAAACAGCGUUUAGAGCAGGAACUUGUUCAGGUGCGCUCAGCACUGGCAUCUGAGGAGCAGGUCAAACGCCAUGCACAGUCAUCCCUUGAUGCACUCAAGGAACGAAUUACCGAACUAAACGGCAGGAACGCCUCCAUCGAGGAUGAGCUUCUAGGCAUCCGCCGGAAACAUGAAAAAGAGAUCGAUGAAGUAAAACGUCAGUACUCUGAACAGUUGUCUCUAGCAGAAGGGAAGCUUCGCACUCUUGCCCAAGAAAGCCAAGCUAAGGAACAACAAGCCAUACAGCUCAUGAAAGAAGAAGAAGAAUUACGACAGAAAAUGCAACGAGAGUAUGAUAACGAACGCAACACUCUAGAGUCGAAGAUUUCCAAGUUACGCUCUGCUAACUCACUUCUUCGCUCGAAAAUGUUAGAACUUUUCCAGUCUCUUGAGCUGCCUCCUAGCAAAGACUAUGUUCUUGGGAUGACCUCUUUCGAUAACGGUAGUGUACGCUCAUCGUGCAUUACAGAAAGUUUAUCUUAA
Toxoplasma gondii ME49 is the source of this 2154-nucleotide messenger RNA. RefSeq lists its product as hypothetical. NCBI's taxonomy places the organism in Eukaryota, Apicomplexa, Conoidasida, Eucoccidiorida, Sarcocystidae. The transcript has a single exon. The record is from RefSeq and is a predicted model, not a curated record. Bases 1 to 2154 code for a protein of 717 amino acids.